Molecule: messenger RNA, 597 nt
Organism: Rattus rattus (black rat)
Lineage: Eukaryota; Metazoa; Chordata; Mammalia; Rodentia; Muridae
Product: sialin-like
Exons: 4
Coding region: 33-563 (176 amino acids)
Biological process (GO): monoatomic anion transport; transmembrane transport
Molecular function (GO): transmembrane transporter activity
Source: RefSeq, a predicted model, not a curated record
GUUUAGUUGGAAUUGUCUGGUUUAUUUUAUGGAUGUGGAUAGUCAGUGAUACACCAGAAACUCACAAGACGAUCUCCCACUAUGAAAAGGAAUACAUUGUUUCAUCAUUAAAAAAUCAGCUUUCUUCACAGAAGGUAGUGCCAUGGGUGUCCAUCUUGAAGUCACUGCCACUUUGGGCAAUUGUAGUAGCACAUUUUUCCUACAACUGGACCUUUUACACUCUAUUGACGUUGUUGCCUACAUAUAUGAAAGAAAUCCUAAGGUUCAAUGUUCAAGAGAACGGGUUUUUAUCUGCAUUGCCCUAUUUUGGCUGUUGGUUAUGCAUGAUUGUCUGUGGUCAAGCCGCUGAUUAUUUAAGAGUCAAGUGGAAUUUCUCAACCAUAAGCGUUCGGCGAAUUUUUUCCCUCAUAGGAAUGGUUGGCCCUGCAGUUUUCCUAGUCGCGGCUGGAUUUAUAGGCUGUGACUAUUCUUUGGCUGUUGCGUUCCUAACCAUAUCCACGACGCUGGGAGGCUUCGCCUCUUCUGGAUUUAGCAUCAACCAUCUGGAUAUCGCCCCUUCGUGAGUACAAGCCCAGAGGUGUGCUGGGAAUGGCUACA